GGCUUCCUUCUCUCUCCCUAGCCGUAGUAUCUCCUCAAACCAAGCCUCUCGUACCCUUCAGUGUUCCUGCCAUGUCCUCAUCCACACCUCCCAUUCCUCACAUCCUCCUCCUUGGCGCAACCGGCUACUUAGGCGGCUCCAUCCUCUCCUCCUUGCUACCAAACAUCAUCACCUUUCCCCCGAACUACACCAUCGCCGCCCUCGUUCGAUCGCCGGAGAAAGCGAAAUGGCCAGAAUCUCACAACAUCCGCCCUAUUCUCGGUUCCCUAGACGACGCAGUACUCAUAGAAGAAGAAGCAAGUAAAGCAGAUAUCCUCAUCAACACAGCAGAUUCAGACCACCUCCCCUCCGCGCGCGCUGCCGUCGCCGGCCUCAUCCAACGCUUUCAAGAAACACAGAAGAAGCCGCUGUAUUUGCAUACAAGCGGCACAGGCAUUCUCAUCUCUCCCACCACCGUCCCCGGCACCGCCGAACCCCGCAUCUGGUCAGACGCCGACGCCGCAUCCCUCGCUGCAAUCUCGCCCACGUAUCUGCACCGCGAAUCCGACCUCUUCCUCCUGCUCCCCGCCCAUGCGUCAAGCAUCCACAUCACCAUCGUCGCGCCUAGCGCGAUCCACGGCAUGGGAACCGGCCCAGCGGGCUUCGCGAACAGAUUGAGUGUGCAGAUCCCCUGGCUGAUCUCCAACGCGCUGAAAUUGGGCAAGAUGCAUAUGGUAGGUAGGGGCGAGAACUGGAAUUGUCAGGUGCAUGUCGCGGAUCUGGUGGGGUUUUAUGGGCGGUUGCUGGAGAUGUACAUCUCCGGCUCCGAAAGUAUCUCCGAACUUCCCACGGGCUACGUGUUU
Molecule: messenger RNA, 842 nt
Organism: Mytilinidion resinicola
Lineage: Eukaryota; Fungi; Ascomycota; Dothideomycetes; Mytilinidiales; Mytilinidiaceae
Product: NAD(P)-binding protein
Exons: 2
Source: RefSeq, a predicted model, not a curated record